This is a messenger RNA of Cyclospora cayetanensis, 4002 nucleotides long. RefSeq lists its product as uncharacterized. Gene Ontology annotation, molecular function: protein binding. The record is from RefSeq and is a predicted model, not a curated record. NCBI's taxonomy places the organism in Eukaryota, Apicomplexa, Conoidasida, Eucoccidiorida, Eimeriidae. The transcript is spliced from 12 exons. The coding region runs from base 1 to 4002 and encodes 1333 amino acids.
AUGAGGCCUGAGAUGACACAGCCGUGUUCCCCCUCCGUAGUCGUGGGCAUGGAGGAAUAUCCUGUCUUCUUGUCCCCUCCUGGGAGCGCGCUUGCCGCCAGCAGCAGCAGCAGCCAUGCGGUGGCUUCUCAGCAGCAGCCGCUGCUGCAUGUAACGGGAGAUGUGUCUUGCUACAGAGAGGGCACGCUGCAUCGUCUUAUAGCCGCGAGGAACAUUCCGGGGGUUCGGCAGUGGUUAAGCAACCCAUUUUGUCGAGAUGCAGUCAACGACUUCAAUCACGCAGGGGAGACCCCACUGCAUGUCGCCUUACAUGUGUGUGAGCCUCGCAUUCUCUCGCUUUUGCUGAGCCCCCCGCCGGCGCAGUUCCCCCCCCAGUGCAUUCUCUCCUGCAACGGCAGCAGCAGCCGCAGCGGCGCGUGUGUGAGCGGGGAGCCAGAGGGUGCGGAGGGCUCGCUCUUAUCGGCGGACUGGCGAGCGCAUGCGGCGCGUGCAGCAGCGGCUGCUACUGCGGCAACCGUCGACUUCUCGCUGCCUUUAGAUGACAUGCCCGCCCUCCACAUCCUCGUGGGCCGUUCAUCCUUCGCCGAAGUUCGCGCAGAUGCAGCUGAGUGCCUCAGACGCUUGUUAUACCACGCAGGAUUGCUGUAUGCAGCCUCAGGCGGCUCACGCGUCUGCAGCCGCUGCACGCUCACAAGCACCAGAAGCAGGGAUCUGUCGACGGCUUGCCCAAAGGAGGAGGCCCGUCAGGUUCAGUGUGGCGCGCAGGAGUUAGAUUUGGAUGCAACGGAUGGCAGCGGAAAGACGGCGUUGCACGUUGCUGCUGCUGCGGGGGGUGCAGCUGCCGUCGAGUUGCUGUUGCAUGCGGGGGCGGAUCCGCUGAUAGCGGAUAAGCGGGGGUUGAUGCCGCUGCAUGUGGCUGUGGACAGCCGCUCUGUCGAGUGCCUUUUGCUGCUGCUUGCGCAUUCUUUCCCGGAGGACUGCUUUUUGUGGUGCGUGGACUCUGCUGCGGAGACGCUGCAGCGGCAGGAGGAUGCGCAGCGACUCGUUGUGGGGAGUGCGGCAGCAGAGGCUGCAGUGUCGACCGAGGGGGCCCUCGCCGGGGGGGCCCCUCCCGAUGUGCGGGCCUUUAAGAGGGUUGUGUUGCAGCGGGCGGAGAGGCGGCCUCUGCUGCCCUGCGCAUGCAGCAGCAGCCUCGUCUACAGGAUUGCCAGACGCUGCGUUCGCCGCUCCUCCUUUCGUUGCCUGGCAGCGCUGCUGUCAUACCCCGUGUCUGCUGCUGCAAGCGCCAGCGGCAGCGGCAGCGCAGCAGCAGCUGCUGGCGAGUCGUGCAUGGCGCUGCAGCUGCUUCAUGAGCAGCAGUUGCGGGAGCUUCUCUGCGUUGCUCGCCGUAGCGGGUGUCUGCAGUUGUUUCUUGCAACCGUCUAUGAGUUGGUGGACGCGGAGCCGUCCAUGUGCAGCGUAGCGAAGGCUGUGUUUGCCGAGGCUGGGAAGACUUCCUCGAACUGCGGGGCACCACCGACUGCUCCUCAGCCGGUGUAUGUACAGCAACGCUGCAGCAGCAGUAACAGGACGUACCGCAUUCCUGAGGGGUCAGGGACCUUGCUGGCUACGCAUGAGAGCUGCAUGCGCCACUUGCCGCUCCCCGAACCCUCCGAUUUCCCCGUCAAGCGAUUUAAGCUGAUGCAGAGGUUCCCCGAGAACCCCAGCAGGCUAGAGGUGUUGGUGCAACCGUCUUCGGGCGUCCUGAAGGCUGCGGAGUUCAGGCACUUGGACUGGAUCGAUUCUGCACCGCCGGCGUCGUUGGCAGACAUCCUCCGAGUGCACGACGUUAGCUAUAUCUUCAAAUUGAAGCAAAAAAUACGCAGUACCUUCGGCACUUCUUCAGUUAAAGGGCCCUCGGGCGGCAACAGCGCUGUGGGGCCCACAGGGUUGGACAAGUUUGCGUAUUCGUUUGCUGAUGGCGAUACGCCAGUGACAGCUUUGAGUUGGGAGGCAGCCACCUGCGCUGCGGGAACUGUAAUUGCGGCUGUGGAUGCGGUUUGUACUGGCGCUAGGGUUAACGCCUUUUGUGCGGUCAGGCCGCCAGGUCAUCAUUUGGGGAGCUGGGGGGCUGCUCAGACAGCUCCCUAUUCCCUGACAGACGAGGAUAUUGCAGCGGGGAGUCAGGGCUUUUGCGUUUUGAAUAACGUGGCCAUUGGUGCUGCCUAUGCGCGGUACAACUAUGCACAGAAAGGUAUUCGCCGCAUAGCAAUAGUGGAUUUCGACGCGCAUCACGGAAACGGGACUGAACAGAUAAUUCGGAACGUUGGUCUCAAAUUUAGAAAGCUGCAGGGCUUGUCUACAUUACUGUCCGACAGCAGCUCACCGGCUGAAGUGCAUCGCGCUCCUCCAAACCCCCAGUGGGGUGACCAUCCUGACUGCUGCGAAUCCGACGGCCUUAGGGGAUCGGCGGAAGACGGGGGGGGGAGUCUUCAUGACUUUCCUGUACAGCUCCCCAUGUGGUUGGGCUGGCGCGAUGAGAGCGACCAAGAUGAGCUCUUCUUCGCUUCUAUUCAUGCUUUUGACGGCAGCUUCUAUCCUGGCACAGGCAAUGACUGUGAAGACUUUAGUGGUCCCACAAUCCUUAACGUGACGAUGCCAGUCCACGACGCUUGUUUCACACCUGUGGAGGGAUCGGCGGAGGGUGACUCCUGCUGCCACUGCCGCCGUUGCCGUGAGCGGACUUGCAUGGGCACGCGCGCACGCGCUGCUGCUGUUGGUCAUGGCACUCCAGCAGUGGCAGCAGCAGCAGCAGUUGGGGGAGUUCUCAAGCCAUACCGCUGCCACUGCUGCCGGCUCCCAGGUCUACCGCAUCGUUCUGUGCGGAGUCGCUUGCUGUUUAAGGAGCGCGUCUUGAAACGGCUGGAUGCCUUCAAGCCCGAUCUCAUUUUCCUCAGUGCAGGCUUUGAUGGACACAUCAAGGAUCCCAUUGGGGGCGAGGCCGUGGGCUGGACGGAAGACGACUUUUACUGGCUCACGAUGCAGGUGCAACGGGCAGCCCACCGCCACUGCAGUGGCCGCUGCAUCAGCGUCCUAGAGGGCGGAUAUAAUGUAAGGGGAGGCGUCAUUUCUCCCCUGGCUCUCUGUGUUCGAGAACAUGUUAGAGCCCUCGUCAAGGCCGCGCACAUGCGCCUUGAGACACAUGCCAAGCCUCGUAAAACACAGGGCUCAUUGAGCAGGGUUCCCGAGGAGCUGAUUGCCCAAGGAGCUUCAGAGUCGCAUGCGCCGCGCCACCAGGAGGCCUCUAGCCCACUGGGAGACGAUAGGGUCCCUGCAGGACGUGGGGAAGAUGCUCUGGAGGGGUUCUCCGGGGGAGAGGAAGAGUUUCUAGUAGAAGAUGAAAGCGACAGCGGCUUUUCGAGCUCGGACGAUGAAGCUGAAGCCUUUUUUGAUGCAUAUGAAGCUGUCGAGGGGGGUGGGGCCCCUUUUCAAGGCGCCUUGGUAGAGCCCUCAGAGGGUCCUUUGUUCGUUGCUGACGGUCCAGGGGGUUCUCUACAGCAGCCGGUUGUCAGCCUGGGUGCCGCUAUGGGCUCUCCUUCGCGAGCAGGUGUCGCCGGAUCUCCCAUCGAUAGCCAUCAGCCGAUGUCAGGGGGCCCUCUUUCUUACGUCAAGGACUCACUGAGGGCCUCGCUCCCACACCCGAGCGCAGCAGCAGCGACGGCUGCAGCAGCUGCUGGGGGGGAGUGGCUUGGUAAUGUAACUGGGGAAACGCGCAUCUUUCAUUCCAUACAGGAGGGUGUGCAAAGCCCUUCGGCGAUUUCCUCCGUCUCGGAGGACAGUGCCGCGGCAGGAGGGGGGCCCUCCUCCUCCUCCUCCGAGUCUGAUGCAGCAACGGCUGCAGCAGCUGCUGCAGCCGCUGCAGCUGCAGCGGCUGCUCUCGCAGGGCAAAAAGACGGCACAGCGAGGCGAAAUUUAAAGAGACAGCAGGGAUUAUCCAGCCGAAGCUCUUCAUCUACGGCAUGA